Dothidotthia symphoricarpi CBS 119687 is the source of this 2755-nucleotide messenger RNA. RefSeq names its product sulfate permease-like protein. Gene Ontology annotation, molecular function: secondary active sulfate transmembrane transporter activity. Gene Ontology annotation, biological process: transmembrane transport. The transcript has 5 exons. Gene Ontology annotation, cellular component: membrane. Lineage: Eukaryota; Fungi; Ascomycota; Dothideomycetes; Pleosporales; Dothidotthiaceae. The record is from RefSeq and is a predicted model, not a curated record. Bases 215 to 2593 code for a protein of 792 amino acids.
GGCUCUCCGAUAUGAUAUAAAUACACUCAUGUGCCUCUCACUCCCAAUGAUUCAAUUCCUAGAUAUGCUUCGCUUCACCAAGACCGACUUGUCCUAAGCAAGCAAUCUUGAGCCCUCGAGGACGUGGUAUCGAGCGUAAACUCUCAAACUUUCACUCUCUUACAAAUAAUAACCCUUUGACGAGAAACACCAUCGCGGUCUAUUAAACACCAGUAUGGCGGUAGUUGGGCGUGGUGUGGCCAAAGCGCUUGGUAUCAAUCUUGAUUACCGCAGGGAAGAGCUAGACAACUCUGGUGCCACGUCUAUCUCCUCUGUCGAGACAUACGUCGAGCGUGAACCCACUGCAGCAGAGUAUCUCUCACAGUUCAAACCUUCGUUCCCGGCCUUCAAGCGCUACGUUCGUAGCUUGUUCCCUUUCUGGGACUGGAUAUUCCAUUACAAUUUGACUUGGCUUUUCGGCGAUGUCAUUGCAGGUGUUACGGUGGGCUUUGUUGUCAUCCCUCAGGGAAUGGCCUACGCUCUGCUGGCACAGUUGCCAGCUGAGUAUGGCUUGUACACCAGUUUUGUUGGUUUCAUCCUCUACUGGGCCUUCGCAACGUCCAAAGAUAUCACCAUUGGCACCGUGGCUGUGAUGAGCACAAUUGUUGGAAACAUCGUCAUCAAAGUUCAGGCGACGAAGCCGCAUCUGGCCGCUGUUGACAUCGCUCGAGCGUUGUCGGUCAUCGCCGGUUCUGUACUGCUUUUCAUCGGCCUCGUGCGUUUUGGCAGGAUUGUCGAACUUAUUCCACUGGUCGCAAUCACAUCCUUCAUGACCGGUGCGGCUAUCAGUAUCGGAGCCGGCCAGGUUCCAGCACUGAUGGGUAUCACGGGCAUCAACACCCGCGGCCCCACGUACCAAGUCAUCAUCAACACUCUCAAAAAGCUUCCCAAUACGAAACUGGACGCGGCAAUAGGGUUGUCUGCUUUGUUUCUACUCUAUGCUAUUCGCAUCGUUUGCAACUUCAUGUCAAAGAAGCAGCCGUCUAAGAAGAAGUUCUGGUUCUUCGUUAGUACUUUGCGUAUGGCUUUUGUCAUUUUGUUGUACAUCAUGAUUAGCUGGCUUGCAAAUCGUCAUAUCAGAGGCGAUACGAAAAAGGCAAAGUUCAGGAUCCUGGGCAAAGUACCACGAGGCUUCCAGCAUGCUGGUGUCCCAACCAUCAAUACCGAGAUACUGAGUGCUAUUGCCCCUGACUUACCAGUCACCAUCAUCGUCUUGAUUCUCGAGCACAUUGCAAUUUCGAAGUCAUUCGGCCGCAUCAACAACUACGUCAUCAAUCCUUCCCAAGAAUUAGUCGCAGUCGGCUUCACAAAUGUAAUUGGACCGUUCCUUGGUGCAUAUCCUGCUACAGGAUCAUUCUCUCGGACGGCUAUCAAGUCAAAAGCAGGCGUUCGCACACCUUUAGCUGGUAUCUUUACUGCAAUCAUCGUUCUCCUGGCCUUGUAUGCACUUACAGCUGUCUUCUUCUACAUUCCUUCAGCCGGUCUUUCGGCCAUCAUCAUCCAUGCCGUUGGUGAUCUCAUCACACCGCCUAAUGUGGUAUUCCAGUUUUGGGAAACUAGUCCUCUGGAAGUCAUCAUCUUCUUUGCGGGAGUAUUCGUCACUGUCUUCACAAACAUCGAAAACGGCAUAUAUACGACCAUUGCAGCCUCCUUUGCUCUGCUUUUGUGGCGGCAACUGUUCACGCACGGUGUACUCCUUGGAAAGGUUCAAGUCUAUCGCGCAACAUCAAAAUCGAUGGCUCGCAAGGAGAACGGUAUCUCUACUUCAGAGGUUAGUGACCGUAGCAAGCGAGAGGCAUAUCUUCCCAUCAACCGCAAAGACGGAUCAAACCCUCACAUCGACAUUGAAUCACCAUACCCUGGUGUUCUCAUUUACCGUUUCACGGAGGGAUUUACUUACCUCAAUCAACAAGGCUACAUGGACGAACUGGUAGCUCACGCACAACACAUCGCUCGCCCUACGACACUGGACCGAUAUGCUAAGAUCGGUGAUCGUCCAUGGAAUGACCCUGGUCCACGCCGAGGGAAGCGGACCAAUAUCGACGACAAUAGGCCCAUUCUACACGCUAUCGUCUUAGACUUUAGCGCGGUCAACAACGUCGAUGUGACCUCCGUCCAAGGCCUGGUCGACGUUCGGGCGCAGCUCGAUCGCUACGCCGCACCUGAGUCUGUGGAGUGGCACUUCGCAUCCAUCAAUAGCCGAUGGACUAAGCGCGCUUUGACAACAGCCGGAUUUGGGUACCUCGAUCGCGAACGCUUUAGUUCGCGCCAGCAUUGGAACCCGGUAUACAGUUAUGCGCCUCUCGACACCGCGGCACCGCAAUCUGGUGACGUCGAAGCUCAAGAUGAAAUCCAGACCAUUGGCGAACAGAAAAGUUUCUCUGGCAAAGUUUCAACAAUACAUGGGCAAAACAGGCCAUUUUUCCAUAUGGACGUGCCCGCCGCAGUUGAAAGUGCAAUUAUGGGCGUUGAGACGAAGCUGGCGCAUUUCAGUCCAGGCGGGAGUUCGGAAAUGCACAUUGGUAGACAUGAGGUACAAAGUAAGUACGAAUGAGCGCAUUAUACAAGUCACUUAACUGUGUUUAAUACUUUAACCAUUCUACCCGACCUGCGACGAUAUUGCAUACGAUGUUCUAUGGUAUUUCACAUGUAAUCAAAUACGUUGUUGAAUUAUGUUUCCUAAACUGUUCAGUCAAACCUUAUACAUAUUCCCACC